Molecule: messenger RNA, 1391 nt
Organism: Lotus japonicus
Lineage: Eukaryota; Viridiplantae; Streptophyta; Magnoliopsida; Fabales; Fabaceae
Exons: 6
Coding region: 205-1182 (325 amino acids)
Cellular component (GO): cytoplasm
Molecular function (GO): glutathione transferase activity
Source: RefSeq, a predicted model, not a curated record
GUCCAUUGCUUCAAUAAACUCUAUUUUUAUUCAAACUUUACUAUAUACUAGUGGACUCUAGGCAUGCUUUGCUCGAGAUCAUUGCAUUUGCUUCGCCCCACAAGCAACUUUAAUCUCUCUGUGUCUGUGUUUUCUUCCUACAACUCCAGCUCCAAGGUUUUGUGAUUCAUUCUUAAAAUAUCUACUGCGUAGCAUAUUGUUGAAAUGGUGCGAUCUUCAUUGGAUGAGAUAUCAGACACGGGCGCAUUUGUGAGAUCUGCUUCCUCAUUCCGACAAUUUGUUUCAAGGGACCCAAAUUCCCAAUUUCCAGCAGAGUCGGGAAGAUAUCAUCUCUAUAUAUCAUAUGCUUGUCCUUGGGCUUGCAGGUGCCUUGCUUACUUGUAUAUCAAAGGACUUGACAAAGCCAUCAGUGUCACGUCAGUCAAGCCCAUUUGGGGAAGUAUUACAGAAUCUGGUGAAUUUAUGGGAUGGGUUUUUCCUGAUACAAAAACUGAGGUUCUAGGAGCUGAACCUGAUCCAUUGAAUGGAGCAAAGUCCAUUAGGGAAAUUUAUGAAAUUGCAAGUACAAACUAUGCUGGAAAGUACACUGUUCCUAUUCUGUGGGAUAAGAAACUCAAGACAAUUGUUAACAACGAGAGCUCAGAGAUAAUUCGCAUGUUUAACACUGAAUUCAACAACAUCGCAGAAAAUCCCACCUUGGACUUAUAUCCUGCUGAUUUGAGAGCCCAAAUUGAUGAGACUAAUGAGUGGAUAUAUGAUUCGAUAAAUAACGGUGUUUAUAAAUGUGGGUUUGCAAAGAAGCAAGAACCAUACAACGAUGCUGCAAGACGAUUGUAUGAAGCUUUGGACAAAUGUGAAACUAUACUAAGCAAGCAACGCUAUUUAUGUGGCAACACACUUACUGAAGCAGACAUUCGUUUGUUUGUCACUCUCAUCAGAUUUGAUGAGGUAUAUGCAGUUCACUUUAAGUGCAACAAGAAGCUACUGCGGGAAUACCCAAAUCUCUUCAACUAUGUUAAAGACAUUUUCCAAAUUCCUGGCGUUAGUAACACAGUGAACAUGGAACAUAUAAAGUUGCAUUACUAUGGUAGCCAUCCUUCUAUCAAUCCAUUUGCAAUUGUUCCUGCAGGGCCAAAUAUUGAUUACUCCGCUCCUCAUGACAGAGAAAGGUUUUCUGCUUAGGUAGUUUAUCUGUGAAAUUGUAAGAGAUGAGAAAUUUUCUUCAUCUUUUAAGGAUUGUUUUGCUAAAUAUUGCAGAAAACAGCCAUGCUUUGAUGAAUGUAACAUUUUCAUAAUAAAGUGAGACAAAUGGGUGUGUUUGAAGUAAAAACUUCAAUGUUAGAAUUCUCUCUGCAAUUGAGCUUCUAUUGAAUGAUUGUUUUGCUUGUUUA